GAGAGAGAGAGAGAGUUAAAUAGCCAAGGGAACUUUUCAACUCUCUCCAAGAGUUAAAAACCCAGAGUCUGUGAGUCUCUGUUACAUGACUUAAUCAAUAACAAAGAGCAGCAAGAGGGAAGUUUGCAGAGUUCUGCUUAUCUUUGUGAAUGCUGUUUCUGGAGCCAGUGAUGAGACAGACCCAACACCACCACAUUUAUAGUUUCUCUCUACCUUCCACGUCAACUUCUGAGCUACACUCUUUUCUUUCCGUGGAUUAUUUUAUAUUUUUCCUCCCACUAUUGCUGAUGUCGUCCUUGAGGAUUUAGAAGAAGACUCCACAGAAGGAAGGAUUCACUUUUCUUCCCUUUUAAUUCAAGGUUUUAUUCACCAACUGAUGACUGUAUGAGAGUUUCUACAUCUAGAACAAUGUCUUCAUGCUGGAGGAGAAUCUCCUGCUUGCCAGUGAUGUUGGGUGCCUCACUGGUUGUUCUCACAGCUGUAACUGCUGGACCGAACCAGGACAGACGUCAGGCUGGGUCAUGUUUUGGAGGCUUUGAUCUCUACUUUGUUUUGGACAAAUCUGGGAGUGUGCAGAACCACUGGACUGAAAUCUACCACUUUGUCGAACAUCUAGCUCAAAAAUUUAUCAGUCCACAGUUGCGAAUGUCUUUCAUUGUGUUUUCCACUGAAGGAACGAUCUUAAUGAGAUUGACAGAAGACAGGGAACGCAUUCGCAAGGGUCUGGAAGAGCUGCAGAGGGUUCAACCAGGGGGAGACACCUUCAUGCAUGAGGGCAUUCUGAGGGCCAGUGAGCAAAUAUAUUAUGGAAACACCGAAGGUUAUCGAACUGCCAGUGUCAUCAUAGCUCUGACAGAUGGAGAGCUGCACGAGGAUCUGUUUUACUACGCUGAGAGAGAGGCCAACCGUUCCAGAAGUCUGGGUGCCUCAGUUUAUUGUGUGGGGGUGAAGGACUUCAAUGAGACACAGCUGGCAAAGAUUGCUGACAGCAAGGAUCAGGUCUUUCCUGUAAACGAUGGAUUUGAGGCUCUGCAAGGAGUUAUCGAUUCGAUUUUGAAGAAGUCAUGCAUCGAGAUCUUGGCAGCAGAGCCGUCCAGUAUCUGUGCAGGCGAGUCUUUCCAGGUUGUGGUGAGAGGAAAUGGAUUUCUUCAUGCUCGAAAUGUUGAUAAAGUCCUGUGCAGCUUUCGAAUCAAUGACACCCACACUAAGAUGGUGAAGCCCUUGAUUGUGGAAGAUACAUAUCUUCUCUGCCCUGCUCCAGUGCUUCAAGAUGAAGGAAUGGCUGCAAACCUUUACGUCAGUAUGAAUGAAGGGCUCAGUUUCAUCUCCAGUUCAGUCACCAUUACCACUGUGGGAUGUUCUGAUGGCACCAUCCUGGCCAUAGCUCUGCUCAUCCUGAUGCUGCUCCUGAUAUUGGCUUUGCUCUGGUGGUUCUGGCCUCUGUGCUGUACUGUGAUCAUCCAUGAGCCGCCACCACCACAUGUGGAGGAGAGCUCGGAUGAUGAGGAUAAUGAAACCCCCAAAAAGAAGUGGCCAACAGUUGAUGCCUCAUACUAUGGAGGAAGAGGAGUUGGAGGGAUUAAAAGGAUGGAGGUACGCUGGGGUGAAAAAGGUUCCACAGAAGAAGGAGCAAAGCUGGAAAAGGCCAAAAACGCCAAAGUGAAAAUGCCCGAGCAGGAGUACGUGGGGAGCACUUCUAGGGUUCUCAACAAUGGCAUGCAGAAACCCCCAGCACCACGCAAGUGGUACUCACCAAUUCAGAGCAAGUUGGACGCUCUGUGGGUUCUUUUAAAGAAAGGCUACGACCGUGUGUCUGUGAUGAGGCCUCACCCUGGCGACAAGGGCCGAUGCAUAAACUUCACACGCAUCAAGUCUCCACCUCCACGUUACCCUCAUUACAGCCACCAAUCACCUCCUAUAUACAACCCAUCCAGCAGGAGUCCACCUCCGCCGCAGGGCACGCUACCACCGACCCCCAGCCGCCCACGGUCCUCUCCAUCUUUCUCCUCUUCUGAGCUUCCACUGCUCCCUCCAACACCACCUCCGUGUUCCAUUACUCCCUCUCCUCCCGCCUCUCCUCCCCCUUACACACCACCUCCAAACCUGGCUCUUCCUCCAAUCACCAUGCCGUCCCUCCCACCUACGCCCCCACCUUCUGGAUCACCUACUGGCUCUCUCCCUCCUCCUCCUGGACGGGCUCCUCCACCUCUGCGUCCACCUCCUCGCCCCGAACUGUAAAGUUGUGACACGUGUUGCGAGAGAGAAAACUGGCAAGAAUAACAAAGGCAACAGAGUGCAGUGACCAGCACAUGAUCAUCCUUGAUGACACAAAAGUCAUGACCUCUCGCUGAGUGCCGGCUGCGGCCUUUCUGCCUCACGAUGAAGCAGUAAAGACUUUUUCUUUCAGCUAUUUGUCUACAGUGACUUUUGUACACAUCUAGCCCAACGGUGCAAUUAUUUUGCUGUGAUGCUUGAAUGACAAAGAUCUUCCCUGUGAAUGAGGUCAGAGACACCAGCUCAGAAACAGUCAUGGCUCUGUGAGCUGCUCUGUUAGGCCCUGUUGUCUCUUCCUGCAAAAGCACAGAAUUUUGAAUGAAUCAGGUUUUUUUUUUUUUUUUAACAUUAAACAUUUGUUUUUAAAGUGAUUCUGACUCUUGAAUAUGUGCCUGUGUUAAACUCCUGUCUCCCCUGCUUUGAAAUAAGAAGAAUUAAAUCUUGGAUUCUGAAAAGUUGAGCAAUUGCAUGUAAGUGUUUUCCCCUCUUUAAUAACAUUUUUAUCUUGUUUGUUUCUUUCAGUUUUUGAAAUAAAAACCUCUGGAACAUAAAUAAAAAAAACGUUGUUGUUUUAACUUCUAUCACAUGUACAGUAAACAAACUGAAAACAAACAUUGCAUAUUUUCGU
Molecule: messenger RNA, 2902 nt
Organism: Cynoglossus semilaevis (tongue sole)
Lineage: Eukaryota; Metazoa; Chordata; Actinopteri; Pleuronectiformes; Cynoglossidae
Gene: antxr1a
Product: ANTXR cell adhesion molecule 1a
Exons: 18
Coding region: 385-2238 (617 amino acids)
Cellular component (GO): plasma membrane; cell surface
Molecular function (GO): transmembrane signaling receptor activity
Source: RefSeq, a predicted model, not a curated record